GAAGGUCGCCAUCACGCUCAAGUUCACCCGCGUCAUCACCGGUCUUUUACGCACUCAUGAAGUCUGAAUACUCCCGCUCUUUUGUUGCGAAGGGUGAGACGGGAUCGCUACUGCCACUACUGGCCCACGAAUCUAUUUCGUCGGAGAACGAACGUUCGUGCGAUCGACAGUCGCGAUCUUGGCGAAGAUAUCUUUUCUGUGGGCUCGGAGCGAGUGCUCUUCUUCUUCUGGGACUGUUCUAUGUCUCGACUUUGGGUAUCAUCUUGCCAUCAUCCGAGACAUCUCUAUCUACUGGCGUGUUGGUUCGGCCUAAGUGCACGGUCCCACAAGUGAGAAAAGAAUGGUUCUCCUUCACACGCGCGGAGCAACUGGCCUACUUCGAUGCUGAGCUAUGCCUCAUCAACGCGCCCAGCAAGAAUCCUGCAAGUGGUGCCACCACGCGGUACGAAGACCUUGUAAUCGUACACCAGCUCAACUCAAUUGGGUGGUACGUCGAUGGUGCUUGGACUGGCGACCUCCUUCAUAAGACUGGCCGGUUCCUACCGUGGCACCGAGGUUUCACGCUGGCUCACGAGACACUUCUACGUAAUGAGUGUGGAUAUACUGGAAAUAUACCUUAUUGGAACUGGACGUCGGACGCAGGCCACUUUUCGACCGCCAAGAUUCUCACCCCGGAACACUUUGGUUCGAAUGGCAUAGGAGCGAACCAUGCUGUCGUAGAUGGACCCUUCGGCAACUUGACCCUUCAUCUCGGGCCAGGCACCGUGAACACCGUACACACGCUCAUGAGGAUCGUCGACGAAACCAACUCAACCUACGUCCAUCAAAAGUACGUCGACGAAUGCACGUCAGCGACCUCCUACGGCGCCUUCAUGCGCUGCGCCAACUCCGAUCCUCGAACGGAGCCCAUACACGGUGGAGGUAUGCACGGCGGCGUGCAUUUCGGUGUUGGAGGCGAUUUGACGGAUGUGUCCACUUCGCCUAAUGAUCCGAUUUUCUGGCUUCAUCACGGAAUGCUCGACCAGGUCUGGGCACGGUGGCAAGCCGAGAACGAGGGCCGUUUGGGAGAUAUCGCCGGGUUUUAUGACACGGCGACUGAACCGCUUUCGGGAUGGAGAAAUACCACUCUCGACACCGUCCUGGACUAUCAGGGCAUCAUACCCAGGCUGACCAUUGGCGAUGUCAUGGAUAUGAAGGGCGAUGUGAUGUGUUCUGUAUAUGAGUGAUUUGU
This is a messenger RNA of Stereum hirsutum FP-91666 SS1, 1231 nucleotides long. Its product is annotated as Di-copper centre-containing protein. NCBI's taxonomy places the organism in Eukaryota, Fungi, Basidiomycota, Agaricomycetes, Russulales, Stereaceae. Gene Ontology annotation, molecular function: oxidoreductase activity. The coding region runs from base 57 to 1226 and encodes 389 amino acids. The transcript is spliced from 8 exons. The record is from RefSeq and is a predicted model, not a curated record.